Messenger RNA from Boleophthalmus pectinirostris (great blue-spotted mudskipper), 1265 nucleotides. RefSeq names its product sonic hedgehog signaling molecule a (gene shha). NCBI's taxonomy places the organism in Eukaryota, Metazoa, Chordata, Actinopteri, Gobiiformes, Gobiidae. Gene Ontology annotation, biological process: cell fate specification; multicellular organism development; cell-cell signaling. The record is from RefSeq and is a predicted model, not a curated record. The transcript is spliced from 3 exons. Gene Ontology annotation, molecular function: calcium ion binding; patched binding. The coding region runs from base 1 to 1224 and encodes 407 amino acids.
AUGCUUAUGUGGAGCAGACUCGUAUUGGUUGGUGUCUUCUGCUUGUCCUUGGUGUCCUCUGCCAUGGGAUGCGGACCCGGCAGGGGCUACGGCAGGAGAAGACACCCGAAAAAGCUGACACCUCUCGCCUACAAGCAGUUCAUCCCCAACGUGGCGGAGAAGACCCUCGGGGCGAGCGGGAGAUACGAAGGCAAGAUCACGAGAAACUCCGAGCGCUUUAAAGAACUGACUCCCAACUAUAACACAGACAUCAUUUUCAAGGAUGAAGAGAACACCGGUGCAGACAGGCUCAUGACCCAGAGAUGUAAGGACAAGCUAAACUCGUUGGCCAUCUCAGUCAUGAACCAGUGGCCCGGCGUAAAGCUGCGGGUUACGGAGGGCUGGGACGAGGACGGACACCACUUUGAAGAGUCUCUUCACUACGAGGGCAGAGCGGUGGACAUCACUACGUCCGACCGCGACAAGAGCAAGUACGGCACGCUGUCCAGACUCGCCGUAGAAGCGGGUUUCGACUGGGUUUACUACGAGUCCAAAGCUCACAUCCACUGCUCCGUCAAAGCAGAGAACUCGGUGGCAGCGAAGUCCGGCGGCUGUUUUCCGGGAUCCUCUGCGGUGACACUGGAGGAUGGAAGUGAGAGGCUGCUCCAUGAGCUGCGGCCCGGUGACCGGGUCCUGGCUGCAGACUCCCGCGGAAACCUUGUGUACACCGACUUCAUCAUGUUCUUAGACCAGGACUCAAGCACGCGCAGGAUGUUCUACGUCAUCGAAACCGACUCUGGACAGAAGCUCACGCUGACGGCGGCGCAUCUUCUGUUCGUAGGCCACAACUCAUCCAUGAGCGCAGUGUUCGCCAGUCACGUGCGCCCUGGACAGCGUGUGUUUGUGCUCGACACCACGCGGCAGCGGCUGGAGGCCGUGCGUGUAAAACGGAUUUACACUGAGGAGCACGAGGGCUCGUACGCCCCGGUGACAAUGCAGGGCACCGUGGUGGUGGACCACGUGUUGUCGUCCUGCUACGCGGUAAUACAAGACCACGAGCUGGCACACUGGGCCAUGGCGCCUGUCCGGAUGGCGCACUGGGUGUCUUCGUGGCUCUGGAGCGCGCGGAGUGGGGCGCAGGGAGACGGGGUGCAUUGGUACUCCGAGCUUCUGUUCCACUUAGGAACGUGGCUGUUGGACGGACACGCGCUGCACCCGUUGGGCAUGGCCGUGUCCCACAGUUGACUGAGCCGCGGGCUCUGAGGAUUGGACAGACUGACAGACAA